Talaromyces atroroseus is the source of this 2064-nucleotide messenger RNA. RefSeq lists its product as hypothetical. NCBI's taxonomy places the organism in Eukaryota, Fungi, Ascomycota, Eurotiomycetes, Eurotiales, Trichocomaceae. The record is from RefSeq and is a predicted model, not a curated record. Gene Ontology annotation, biological process: response to radiation; error-prone translesion synthesis. Gene Ontology annotation, cellular component: nucleus; site of double-strand break; replication fork. The transcript has a single exon. The coding region runs from base 1 to 2064 and encodes 687 amino acids. Gene Ontology annotation, molecular function: DNA-directed DNA polymerase activity; damaged DNA binding.
AUGCCGCGUUCUUCCUCCCCAUCGGCGUUUGUCCAGUCCUCGCCAGACACCACGUUGAAACAGUCUCGCUACACCUUUCGUCACCUUCACCAGCUCCGCCAGAAUUCGCCAUCAAGCCCUCUGAGGGUCAUUGCGCACAUUGAUCUCGAUGCCUUCUAUGCACAAUGUGAGAUGGUUCGCCUUGGUACUCCGCGGGAUACACCUUUGGCCGUUCAACAAUGGGAGUCACUCAUCGCCAUCAACUACGCCGCGCGUCCCUUUGGAAUUACUCGGAUGUUAUCGGCCACUGAGGCGAAGAAGAAAUGUCCAGAAUUAGUGCUCCAGCAUGUUGCGACGUUUCGAGAAGGUGAAGGGGGAACAUGGGCUUAUCGUGAUGAUGCUUCCACCAACAUCAAAACUGACAAGGUUUCUCUGGAUCCCUACCGAACACAAUCGCGCAAGAUCUUGAGCACGAUCAAAGAGGAAGUCGCAAAACAGAGAGAUCAAAUUCUGUCUUCCGGAGAGCUUGCUCCUUUGGUGGAAUUCCAGGCCGCAAAGAUCGAGAAGGCUUCUAUCGAUGAGGUCUUUAUUGAUUUGUCAUCGCUAGUCUACGCUACUUUCUAUCAACGCUAUCCUGAGCUCAGAAGAGAACCUACGGCAUCUGACAGAAACACUCAACUGCCUUCACCUCCUACAACAGCACUAGAGUGGUCCCCGGAUGACGGUCUACUUGACCUAGACGACCAGGAAGCCGAAGAGGAUGACCCUGAUUGGGAUGAUAUCGCGAUGUUCAUUGGCGCCGAGAUUAUACGAUCCAUCCGCAAUGCAAUUUGGAAUAAAUGGAAUUAUACAUGUUCCGCCGGCAUCGCUCGGAACAAAAUGAUGUCCAAACUAGGAAGCGCACGUAACAAACCCAACAAGCAAACGAUCAUUCGCAAUCGCGCAAUCCAGAAAUUCUUGGGGGGCUUCCAGUUUACCAAGAUCCGAAUGCUGGGAGGAAAAUUAGGGGAGCAAAUAAGUAAUGAGUUCGGAACCGAAGAGGUCAAGCAGUUGUUGAAUGUAUCAAUUGAGCAAUUCAAAGCCAGAUUAGAUGAUGACACUGCAGUCUGGCUGUACAAUAUCAUUCGAGGUAUCGAUGAUAGCGAGGUCAACCCUAGAAUACAGAUCAAGUCCAUGUUAUCAGCCAAAUCCUUCCGCCCUAGCAUCAACUCGGCGGAACAGGCACAAAAAUGGCUGCGAAUAUUCGCUGCUGAUCUCUACAACAGAUUGGUCGAGGAUGGUCUCUUAGAACAUAGACGCCGACCAAAGUCGGUCACUCUGCAUCAUCGCCAGGGUCCACAAGUACAAUCAAAGCAGUCGCCGAUUCCUGGCGGGAGAAUGAUUACAGAGGAUAUUCUGUUUGAUUUGGCAAGCGGCCUGUUGAAUCAGGUCAUCGCCGAAGCACGAGCAUGGCCAUGUGCGAAUUUGUCACUUAGCGUGGGUGGAUUCGAGGACGGGCCAGUUAACAAUAGAGCCAUAGAUAGCUUUUUCACUGCAGGGCCGGCCAUUUCCCACGCGGACUCAUCGCUUCCGAAGGACAUGAUAGCCGAAUCAUUGGAAGACACAAGCAGACCGACCAAAAUGAGGAAGACUACUACUACUACUACUACUACUGCCAAGGGUAUUGGAGAAUUCUUCAAGCGAAGCUCUCCAUCGUUGAUUGACUCUGUUGCAGACAAGGACUUGGAGAAUCAGCUGCAGUCAGAGUUUUCAGCCCACGAAAUGCCAAGCUUGGAUGCUGCUGGCGCAAGCAAUACGCCCACUGCUCCCAGAAUGCAUGUUGAGGAUUUUAGCCAGAUCUAUGGCUCAUAUACGUGUCCACGAUGUAAUGAAGAGGUUACCGAGGAUCAACGUGAUGAACACGACGACUGGCAUUUCGCCAAAGACCUCGAAGCUCAAGAGGUACGAGCAGAUCAGACUUCACGAAAAAUUGCUCAACAAUCAUCCAGACGGUUAAUUCCAGAUCGCAAAAGGACGGGAUCAGGCCGGUCCCGAGGAUCAGCUUCCAAGCCAGAGAAGGGUCAGAAGCAGUUGUUUUUUGGGUAA